AUGGUCAACCAUUCUGGUUGUGCUACUAGUCUAAAUUGGUUAUAUCAAAGUGGUGUUGAUGACACACAAGUGAUGACAAUCUCUGGUCAUAAAAGUCUCAAGGGUGUGAGAUCAUAUAUUGCACCCACUAUAUAUCAAAAAGCUGGUAAAAUAAGCAAUGUUCUUCAAAUGGCUUUAACACCACCACAAGAGUCAUCAACUUCAAAUAAAACAUCUCAAAAAAAUACAG
Entrophospora sp. SA101 is the source of this 229-nucleotide messenger RNA. The record is from the annotation of a GenBank genome assembly. NCBI's taxonomy places the organism in Eukaryota, Fungi, Glomeromycota, Glomeromycetes, Entrophosporales, Entrophosporaceae.